This is a messenger RNA of Huiozyma naganishii CBS 8797, 1065 nucleotides long. RefSeq names its product tRNA-dihydrouridine(20) synthase (NAD(+)) (gene SMM1). Gene Ontology annotation, biological process: tRNA dihydrouridine synthesis. Gene Ontology annotation, cellular component: cytoplasm. Bases 1 to 1065 code for a protein of 354 amino acids. Lineage: Eukaryota; Fungi; Ascomycota; Saccharomycetes; Saccharomycetales; Saccharomycetaceae. Gene Ontology annotation, molecular function: flavin adenine dinucleotide binding; tRNA dihydrouridine synthase activity. The transcript has a single exon. The record is from RefSeq and is a predicted model, not a curated record.
AUGUCUGGCGGGCGUGCGGGUGUGUACGCCGGUAAGUUGUGCUGGGCGCCGAUGGUGCGGGCCGGUGAGCUGCCCUCGCGGCUGCUCGCGCUGCAGCACGGGUGCGACCUCGUGUGGUCCCCCGAGAUAGUGGACAAGAAGAUCCUCCAGACCGAGCGGCGCGUGGUGGCCGGGACCCCGACGAUCGUCGAGUACGUGGUCCCCGCGACGCUUCGUGGCAAGGGCCGCCAGGGCCCCGGAGAGUGUGUGUUCCGGACCGCGCCGUCGCUCGAGGCCGAGUCCCGCGGGCUGGUGUUCCAAUUGGGGUCCUGCGACGCCGAGCUGGCCGUCCGUGCCGCGCUGCACGUCGUCAAGGACGUCAGCGGGAUCGACCUCAACGCUGGGUGCCCGAAGCAUUUCUCCGUGCACAGCGGGAUGGGUGCUGCGCUGCUGUCGACCCCGGACCUGCUCUGCGAGAUUCUCGAGGCGCUGGUGCAGCGAGUGGGCCGCCCACACGACAUCCCCAUCAGUGUGAAGAUCCGGCUUCUCCCCGAGCAGUCCGCCACGCUGCUGCUCGUGGAGCGUCUGUGCAAGACCACGGGGAUCUCGAACCUGACGGUCCACUGCCGGACGCGCGACACACGGAACAGUGCACCGCCGGACCGGUCGUACGUGCGGCAGCUCCACGAGGUGUGCCAGCGGCACGGCGUAUCCCUCGUGCUCAACGGCGGGAUACGCAGCCGCGGGGACUACGAGCAAGUGUGCCGCGAUGAGCUGCAAUUGGACCCCACGAGAGACCUCGGUGGGAUGAUCGCAGAGUCUGCGGAGAGGAACCCGACCGUGUUCCGCCGGGCGGGGCCGCUGCCCUGGACGACAUACGUCCCGCAGUACAUCCGCGAGGCCACUGCGCGCGGGAACCACCUGGGGAACACAAAGUACAUGCUGGGCCGCAUGGUCCCUGGCAAGUCCCGCUUCUACCGACUGUUCACGGCGUGCAAGACCGCGGAGUCCGUCGAGAAAGUGGCCAGGGAGCUCGAGCAGGCCUCAGAGGACCCGCCGGAGUCCUCGAAACGCCCACGACGCUAG